CCAUGGCUGUUGGAGCUGGCUCCAGCCACCGAAAUUUGUGUUAAUCCUCUAGCAUGUAGACAUCCUUCAUCUUCAUUUUGGAAUACAAAGAGAAAAUCUUGCAGUCCUACUCGGAAGUUCAUACAGGGAACUUUGCCCCGAGAUGAUUCUGAUUUUAAAUCAAGCCUCCAUGAUUUUGUGAUUGCACCAACUUUGAAUCAACGAAAUAAGAUUCCCCACAUAGUAGAAGAAAUUCAUUGCGCCUGUUCAAGGGAAGUAGUUAGAUCUACUAACCUCAAUGCAUUUGAAUCAGAAAUUCAUCAAAUUUUGCAGGGAGCCGAAAAAUUGCAGUCAUAUGUGGGUAAUUAUGAAAAUAAAAAUUCUGCAAGCUUUGAUCGACAUGAUGGACCUGAAAAGGGUGAAGAACCAUCUGAAGCACUCCAAUGUCUGUACGGAUGUGAUAUUAUCGGUAUGUCUGAUACUGCUGGUGUCAUGUCCAGCUAUCAUGGGACGAUGACUGAUUUGAAGGAGUCCAACACUGAUCUUCCACAUGUGGCAGAGGAUAGUAUUUUCUGCAAAGCUGAUAAUAUUCCCAGCCUUGAAAAAAAACGAGCUUCUACCACCUCCCACUUGGUAGAAGAAUUUCUCAUUGUCCCCUCAAUGGAUGAUAUUAGAUUCGGCAAUGUCAUGCCAUUUGAGUCUCAAAUUGAUCACACUUCUCAUGGUGCUGAAAAGUUAUUUUCAAAUGUGGAUUCAUUUGAAAACAAAGCUUUUGAAAGUCUUGUCCAGUAUUGUGUUUCUGAAGAGGGCGAGCCAUAUAAUGUAAAACAACAUUUUCACAGAGGUGAUAUUACUGGCACAUCAGAUACUGCUGGUGUAAAGUUUAGUGACGGGAAUGUACCUGAUUUCAAGGGAUCCAGUAUCAGUCUUUCGUGCACAUUAGAGGCUAAUAUCUCCAAAGAUGCUGACCAACCCAACCUUCCAAAAGAACGAGCCUCUGCUACUCCACAUGUAGUGGAAGAAAUUAUUAAUGUCUGUUCCAGGGAUGAAGUUAGAACCUCUAAAUUUAUGCCAUGUGAAUCAGAAAUUCAUCGCAGUUCUCAUAGCGUUGAGAAAUUAUUUUCUCACAUGGAUGCAUCUGAAAGCAUUGCUUGUCAGAGUAUUGGUCACCCUGAUGGGUUUAAUGAGGAUAAUAUUGUCUUCAAAGAUGCUGACAUUCCCAGCCUUUCGAAUGAACAAGCUUCUACUACUUCCCACAUAGUAGAAGAAAUUCCCAGUGCCUGUUCAAAGGAUGAAGUUAGACCAGUUAACUUUGCGCCAUUUGAUUCAGGAUUUCAUCACACUUUUCAGUGUGGAGUGGAUUCAUUUGAAAACAAAGCUUCUGAGAGUCUUUGUCACCAUGAGGGAUCUGAAGAGGGUGAAGAACCAUAUGAUGCAAAAGACAGACGUGUUGUCACUAGUAUAUCAGAUACUUCUGGUGUUGAAUCCCGUUGUGAUGAGAACAUGCCUGAAUUUGAGGGAUUAGGCAUUGAUCUUCCCUAUGAAGAGGAUAAUAUUGUUUUUAAUGAUGCUGACAUUCCCAGUCUUGCAAAAGAACGAGCUUUCGCCCUUGAACAGCUUCGUCAGUCAAGCAUUCUUCUCACCCAAAGGCCUAAAUCUUCCAUAAUGAACAUAAUGGAUAUGAUUUCAGAUGUUUCAAACUCUUCACCUCUUGGCAUACUUCAAAAAAUGGACUUGGAUUUCUCCUUAGAACAUAAUAAUCCGGUCAUAGAACAAUUUACUUCGACUUCCAGCAUUAAGCUGAUGGGCAUGUUUUGCAAUAAUGGAUCACAGUUGGAUGGUCCUGUUUUUGAAAGUUCUCAUUCUCUAUCCUCUUUAAGUGCUAUGUUUGGUUCAGAGUUGCAGAGUCUUCCUUUAACCCCUCCAGCUAUAAAAUUCAGCCAUGUUAGGCUGUCUGGGAAAAAGAGUUCUAGUUCAGUGAAAGUUAGUUCUAAUCCAGAGCUUGUAUGCUUCCGUAUUGAUGAAAAUUCCUCCACUACUGAAGAAAAUGCAGAUGUCGUUCAGGUUGGCUAUUCCACUCAACGACCUUCAAGAAAUAUUGAAGUAUUAACAAAUAGCAAACCUUUGUCUGAUGUGACGUCAUUGUAUCAAAAUGGCACAUGUUUACUUUCCAAUUCCAAGGAAUUUUUGGUGAGAGAUAGCCUGGAAUCUGUAAACUCAGAUGCUGCAUCUAGCCUUGGAUUUGAAUAUCCAGAGAGAGAGUAUAACUUGAAGAACAAAGAGAAUCAUAGGUACACAGAUGCGAUUAAAGAACUUGGGAAAUCUACCAAAACAGUGACUAAAAGGUCUGAACGGCCAAGGAUAUCAUGUAGAUACAGUGACAAAAUUAGGAAAAACCAAAACAUUUUAAAAGGAUGCAAACAAUCCAACAUUCUAUCCAACAUAUCUUCAUUUAUCCCUCAAAUUCAGCAGAAGCAGCGACAAGCUCUGCCAUUACAGAAGAAGAAAGACAUUAAAGUUAAGGCCCUGGAAGCUGCUGAAGCUGCCAAGCGCCUUGAAGAUCAGAUGAAACUUGAGCGUGAGAAAAGAAAGGCAGCUGUGAAACUGGAGCGGGAAAAAUUGAGGCAAGAAAAUACCAAACGACUGAAAUUCGAGCAAAAACAAAAAGCUGAAGAGGGGAGGAAGAAGGAAAACAUUGCAGCAAGGAAGAGACAUAGGGAGGCUGAAGAGAGAAAAGUGAAAGAUAGAAAAAGGCAAUGCAUUGGAGAAACAAGGACAUUACAAAGACAACAUAGAGACAAAUUGCAUUGUGGGAAAGCGAAGAAAGAUAAUCAACAAAAAACCAUAGAUGAGGAUCAGAAAGGGGGGAAACAAAGAAACAAUGGAGGCCAAAAGAAGUUGGAAAGUGUAGUAGAUGUUAUGGAAAGUCAAAUGGCCGUUGAAAUGCAACAAUGCACUAUUGAACUUGUAUCUGCUGAUACCAUACGGGGUGAUGAUAAGAUUAAAGUUCUAGUGGCCUCUGCUGAACGCACAUCCUUUGAAAAGGGAGUUGGCGGUUCAAAUUUUUUACAAGAAACAGUAGAAGAUACUGUCUGUGCUGCACACAUUUCUUUUGAAUUACAAUCAUAUGAGAUGUCUCCAUAUCAAACGUCUGAUGAAGAAGACAUGGAAGAAGAUAGCAGACAUAGAAAGUACAUUCCAAAGUGGGCAAGAGGAGAGAGCUUGGUUGAAAGCAUUGUCAGCAAUCAGCAGUUAGAUCCGAAGGAUAUCUUUAGCCGCAAACGGUCAUUCAAUAUUUCUCAAGAGAAGAAGAAAGACAUUAAAGUUAAGGCCCUGGAAGCUGCUGAAGCUGCCAAGCGCCUUGAAGAUCAGAUGAAACUUGAGCGUGAGAAAAGAAAGGCAGCUGUGAAACUGGAGCGGGAAAAAUUGAGGCAAGAAAAUACCAAACGACUGAAAUUCGAGCAAAAACAAAAAGCUGAAGAGGGGAGGAAGAAGGAAAACAUUGCAACAAGGAAGAGACAUAGGGAGGCAGAAGAGAGAAAAGUGAAAGAUAGAAAAAGGCAAUGCAUUGGAGAAACAAGGACAUUACAAAGACAACAUAGAGACAAAUUGCAUUGUGGGAAAGCGAAGAAAGAUAAUCAACAAAAAACCAUAGAUGAGGAACAGAAAGGGGGGAAACAAAGAAACAAUGGAGGCCAAAAGAAGUUGGAAAGUGCAGUAGAUGUUAUGGAAAGUCAAAUGGCCGUUGAAAUGCAACAAUGCACUAUUGAACUUGUAUCUGCUGAUACCAUACGGGGUGAUGAUAAGAUUAAAGUUCUAGUGGCCUCUGCUGAACGCACAUCCUUUGAAAAGGGAGUUGGCGGCUCAAUUUUUUUACGAGAAACAGUAGAAGAAACUGUUUGUGCUGCACAAAUUUCUUUUGAAUUGCAAUCAUAUGAGAUGUCUCCAUACCAAACGUCUGAUGAAGAAGACAUGAAAGAAGAUAGCAGACAUAGAAAGUACAUUCCAAAGUGGGCAAGAGGAGAGAGUUUGGCUAAAAGCAUUGUCAGCAAUCAGCAGUUAGAUCCGAAAGAUAUCUUUAGCCGCAAACGGUCAUUCAGUAUUCCUCAAGUUUUACCCACCUGAAUUGGUUGGCGCCAACUAUUGAAGUGAUCUGUAAUCCUUGACUUGAAUAUUCAAAUUGGACAUGGACUUAUGUUUUUGAUAACCAUGUAUAUCAAUCAUGACCCAAUGCAAUUUUUAGCUUGGCUCAAAAGACUUUUUUUUUGUUUUAUUCCCUUAAAACCAGUUUUUAAGGGAGUUCCGAGUUUAUUUUCCAUGCAUUGGGCUUUUGCUGUAUUAGAUUCUCUCAGCACUAGUAACGAAGGUAUUUAACCUGCUUCUAGAAUGACAUGGUUGUUAAUUGUCAUGUUACAGAUAAUUACCUGAUGGAUGGUUGCAUAUGUUAUAUUGGAUU
This is a messenger RNA of Phalaenopsis equestris, 4435 nucleotides long. RefSeq lists its product as uncharacterized. Bases 451 to 4104 code for a protein of 1217 amino acids. NCBI's taxonomy places the organism in Eukaryota, Viridiplantae, Streptophyta, Magnoliopsida, Asparagales, Orchidaceae. The record is from RefSeq and is a predicted model, not a curated record. The transcript is spliced from 13 exons.